UCUCGAGCAAUAAUAAUUGACAUUUACAGCGCUAGACUGGGCCUAGUAUAUAAAUUACAGCAGAUGGCACCGUCCUUUUUCAUUUUUCUCUAGCUUGCUCGCGCAGAAGCCAUGACUAGCUCCUCCGCUCAUUCACGCAAGGCUUUAAGCAAGAUCGCAUGUAAUAGACUCCAGAAAGAAUUAGUGGAAUGGCAAGUUAAUCCACCCACUGGAUUCAAGCAUAAAGUCACUGAUAAUCUCCAAAGAUGGAUAAUCGAAGUCAACGGAGCCCCUGGAACGCUUUAUGCUAAUGAAACUUAUCAGCUUCAGGUUGAUUUUCCUGAGCAUUAUCCUAUGGAGGCACCCCAGGUGAUUUUCAUUCCUCCUUCGCCAUUACAUCCUCACAUUUAUAGCAAUGGACAUAUUUGUUUAGAUAUUCUGUAUGAUAGCUGGUCCCCAGCCAUGACUGUAAGUUCCAUCUGCAUCAGCAUUCUCUCCAUGUUAUCAAGCUCAACUGCCAAGCAAAGGCCAGCUGAUAACGAUCGACAUGUUAAGAACUGUCGCAAUGGCAGGUCUCCCAAGGAGACGAGAUGGUGGUUCCAUGGCGAUAAAGUAUAAUAAUAUGAACCUAUUAUCUAUUAUCUUUGUAUUAAAACUGAGGUUACAGGGAUAGGUAAUCGUUUACAUUUGUCAUGCUGUGUAUGAAAUUAUGAAUUAAACGUAGAUUUAUUUUGAAUAGUGUUACCUAAUGCAGACUGAACAAUAUAAACCUUUAUUUUCUUCUAA
Molecule: messenger RNA, 765 nt
Organism: Gossypium arboreum
Lineage: Eukaryota; Viridiplantae; Streptophyta; Magnoliopsida; Malvales; Malvaceae
Product: probable ubiquitin-conjugating enzyme E2 18
Exons: 6
Coding region: 112-597 (161 amino acids)
Source: RefSeq, a predicted model, not a curated record